ACGUGACUAAGUUACUUAACCUAUAUCAGUAAAAAGAAAAUAAAUGAAUAUAUUGAAAAAAAGGAGAAAAAUGUGUGAUUAAUUAUAAGGGAGGAAUAAAUCUAGUAAAGAGAUUUUUUUUGAAAGACACUAACGAUAAAAUGUAAAAUGCAUCUGCUGCCAAUCAGUCGAUAUUAUUUUGUCAUCAUCCAAGUUCUUGUAACACUUAUAACAAUACGCUACUUCCUACGUAAAAGUAUUUUAUCAAACGAGUUAAAACCUUUCGAAGAUUUUCAGCUUAAAUUUAUAACACUAAUGUACACACAUAUUAAUGCCCAAAGGUAUAACAAGGAUAUGUACACAGAAAUCACACUGUUGCACUGCGUGUCAUAUGUAUACAUAUACAUUUAAUAAGUUGGUUCACUGUGAAACGUAUGCACAAGGGGCUCAUCGCACUGUUGAAUCAUAUAAUAAAUUUUCACAAUAAUACAUAAAAUUAAAACUCAUAGUAUGCUAUAGAUACAUGAACAUACAUUUAAGGAUAAAUUAUUAUAUUUAAGAGAAAUGAUUUAAAUUCAAACUUUAAAUGCUUCCAAUUUUUAUGCAUUUAUAGAAAAGAUUCUUCAAAUGGAAAAUAUAGCCUAAAAUUAUUUGUAAAAUAGGCGGGAAAUAUAAUUACAAUGAAGAAAAGGCAGACAAGACGUCAGCUUUUGGCAGAAAAAGAAGCUGCAGCACGACAAUUAGUUGAUAAAGCAAAUGCUGUCAUAAAUCCGUUAGAAUCUUUAACUUCUUUUCACAAGUAUGUAACAGGAGACAAUCAGAUUAUUGAAAUUUCUUGUAUGAGAGCCAAAGAUGCGACCCCAGAAUGUUUAUCUUGGAUAUUUGAUAUUAUGGAACGUAAUAUGAAAUCCAUGUAUGAACAAUGCGCAUGGGGUUGGGAUUCAGUUGCAAAGCAACAAGAGUUAACAGAAUCAGCAGCGUGGUAUUUAGUAGCUUCUUCAAAUAAUAAGUUCCUUGGAUUUUCUCAUUUUCGAUUUGACAUAGAUCAUAGGGAAGAAGUACUUUAUUGUUAUGAAAUACAAUUGGAGCCAUCGGUAAGAAGAAAAGGACUCGGUCAAUUCAUGAUGUCUGUCCUUGAAUCAAUGGCAUUACACCACAAAAUGCAAAAAGUAGUUUUAACUGUAUUUAAGCAUAAUCUUGCAGCUAUGCCAUUUUUUUUUUCUAUCGGUUACAAGCUAGAUAAAACCAGUCCAUCGAUGUCUGACCCAUUGCACUAUGUUAUUAUGAGUAAGGCUGUGGACAGUGGAUCGGUGAGCAAGAGAAACAAGUGAUUUUGUAUUGAACUAUAUGAAAAUAAAGAAC
Messenger RNA from Nomia melanderi (Alkali bee), 1341 nucleotides. It is a transcript of the gene Naa40, whose product is annotated as N-alpha-acetyltransferase 40. Gene Ontology annotation, cellular component: nucleus. Gene Ontology annotation, molecular function: histone H4 acetyltransferase activity; protein N-terminal-serine acetyltransferase activity; histone H2A acetyltransferase activity. Lineage: Eukaryota; Metazoa; Arthropoda; Insecta; Hymenoptera; Halictidae. The record is from RefSeq and is a predicted model, not a curated record.